UAGGGAAUUGGGCGGGGGGGCGGCAACAUUGUUUUAAGUUGGACAAAUUGACAAGGGGCAGACAUACACUGCGUUCCAUUUUGACUCGGGGCCACCGUGUUGGGCUCCGUUUUCCCCCUCUUUGGCUCCCUCGGCUUGUUUUCUGCAGGGUUCCCAGGCCCCCGCUCCAGGGCCCGGCUGACCCGACUCGCUAGCGCUUCAUGGAGAACUUCCAAAAGGUGGAAAAGAUCGGAGAGGGCACGUACGGAGUUGUGUACAAAGCCAAAAACAAGUUGACGGGCGAGGUGGUGGCGCUUAAGAAAAUCCGCCUGGACACUGAGACUGAAGGUGUUCCCAGUACUGCCAUUCGAGAGAUCUCUCUGCUUAAGGAGCUUAACCACCCAAACAUUGUCAAGCUGCUGGAUGUCAUCCACACAGAAAAUAAACUCUACCUGGUUUUUGAAUUUCUGCACCAAGAUCUCAAGAAGUUUAUGGAUGCCUCUGCUCUCACUGGUGUUCCUCUUCCCCUCAUCAAGAACUAUCUGUUUCAGCUACUCCAGGGACUAGCAUUUUGCCAUUCUCAUCGGGUCCUCCACCGAGACCUUAAACCGCAGAAUCUGCUUAUCAAUGCGGAUGGAGCAAUCAAGCUAGCAGACUUCGGGCUAGCCAGAGCCUUUGGAGUCCCGGUUCGCACUUACACGCAUGAGGUGGUGACCCUAUGGUACCGAGCCCCUGAAAUCCUUCUGGGUUGCAAAUACUACUCUACAGCUGUGGACAUCUGGAGCCUGGGCUGUAUCUUUGCUGAGAUGUACCUAGUGUGUACCCAGCACCAUGCUAAGUGCUGUGGGGAACACAGAAGAAAUGGAAGACACAGUCUCUGCCCGCUGUGCUCCUAUCUAGAAGUGGCUGCAUCACAAGGAGGGGGGAUGACCGCAGUGUCUACCCCACACCCCGUGACCCGUCGUGCCCUGUUCCCUGGAGAUUCUGAGAUUGACCAACUCUUCCGGAUCUUUCGGACUCUAGGGACCCCAGAUGAGGUAGUUUGGCCAGGAGUUACUUCUAUGCCUGAUUAUAAGCCAAGUUUCCCCAAAUGGGCUCGGCAGGAUUUUAGCAAAGUUGUGCCUCCCUUGGAUGAAGAUGGACGGAGCUUGUUAUCGCAAAUGCUGCACUACGACCCCAAUAAGCGAAUUUCGGCAAAAGCAGCUCUGGCUCACCCAUUCUUCCAGGAUGUGACCAAAACAGUACCCCACCUUCGGCUGUGAUGUCUUUUCCCAGCCUUCACCUUCAGCCUCAUCCUCUCCUCCACUGUGGUUUGACCUGACUCAGAGCUGGGUGAUUUGGAGCAGGCAGGCUCUCUGAUCAUUUCUGCUUGCCUCAACACUUGCCUUCCCUUUUUGUCCAGCCAGCUGUGGGUAUCCAGGAGUGGAGAGGAGGAACAGGUCAAAAUGAAAACUUCAGUAUUACAGGCACUUAAUUUAGCUUCGACACCUCCCUGUCCUUUACUGAGGGGUAGAAUUCAAAACAAAAUUUACCCCUCCUCUAAUCCCAUUUGUCAUCCUAAUCUCUGAAUGCCCUAUAAUUAUUUCCUGUGUUCAGGAUGAGAGGGACCCCAAGUCUUCUGUUUUUUGUAAAGACCAAUUUACAGUAGGGGGCUAAACUAGAACUUUAGGGAAACAAGCCAAAAAUGAAGGGGCAGGAUGUCCUAUUUUAAAGAAUAAGUUUAAAAAUACAUCCAGUCAGCCAAAUUUUUAGUGUUUCAUCUCACCUAAAAGGCUAGAAGAUUCAAGAUGCAACCCCAGGGAAGAAGCCCAAGAGAUGAUUGUCCCAGUGCCUGUGUCCCUGCUUUGGGCAAACUGGAGUCUAAGACGCCUAAGGGAUAGGGGUUGUGCUUAGUUUGGAUUUGUGCUUCACCAUGGCCUUAUGAAGCAGGUGAGAGAUGUUCAAAUUUUUCUCUUUUAGGAUUUUUAAUUCUUGAGUUGCCUCCCAUCUUCCUUUGAAAGCCAUCUCUCACCCUAGGGGAGCAGAAGCUGAAGUUUAGACAUUAUUUUGAGAAUGCUGACACUUUAUAGGGCUGUGACAUAGUAGGGGCAUUGGGAAAAAAAUUAUUUCUUUGAAAGAAGGAUGAACAAUUAUAUUUAUAUAUCAGGUUAUAGUCUUUUUUUUUUUUUGUCGAGUGGCUGGAUUUAUUGUGCACCUUGGGGUUUUGUCAUUCAAAUGUUUUUUUUUAAGUAUUUUUCUUUUUAUAAUUUUUUUUGUCUUUUCCCACCUCUUGACCUUGAGUACUUUCUAUUAACAUUAUUUGUAAUUUAGUUUGUAAUUCAUUAAAAAAAUCUGUUCUUAGUUUUAUAGUU
Molecule: messenger RNA, 2330 nt
Organism: Cavia porcellus (domestic guinea pig)
Lineage: Eukaryota; Metazoa; Chordata; Mammalia; Rodentia; Caviidae
Gene: Cdk2
Product: cyclin dependent kinase 2
Exons: 8
Coding region: 201-1241 (346 amino acids)
Biological process (GO): G1/S transition of mitotic cell cycle; protein phosphorylation; regulation of gene expression
Cellular component (GO): nucleus; cytoplasm; cyclin-dependent protein kinase holoenzyme complex
Molecular function (GO): cyclin-dependent protein serine/threonine kinase activity; ATP binding; cyclin binding
Source: RefSeq, a predicted model, not a curated record